This is a messenger RNA of Striga asiatica, 516 nucleotides long. Lineage: Eukaryota; Viridiplantae; Streptophyta; Magnoliopsida; Lamiales; Orobanchaceae. The record is from the annotation of a GenBank genome assembly.
CAAUCCCUAAUUCAGCAAGCCCUCGGCCGAAGCCCUCGCUUAAUUUCGUCUCGCCUCCUCUUCAAUCGAGAUUUCGGCCCAACAAGAACCAAAAAGGAAUAUGCGUUUGAUAUAACUUCCCAAUGCAAAGCAGUCCUGACCAAUCGGUGCAACCUCAAUGUUGUGAGUGAAAUAUUUGACAACCUAGACAAAGCACAUAAAAAUCGAUUUGCAGAGUCUUGCUUCUGGCCACUAGUAAAUAUUCCCGAGUUCAUAGUGUCCUCGCAAAUAGUCCACCAAGUACUUCGUAGGACAUUGAAAGCGUCCGAAAAUGACAAAGAUGGCGUGUGGUUUAGAUUUGGGGAAAACGAAGCUAGGUUUGGGUUACAAGAGUUUUGUCUUGUAACCGGAUUUAAGAUUGCGGCGGAUGAUGAAAAUGCGUACGAGGUCCCCAAAAAUAACAGUCCGCUUUUGCAACUGUUCAAGGAGAAGCGGGGGACGAUCAAACGCAGUGACUUACUCGAGAAAUUUUCAUGA